Drosophila ficusphila is the source of this 1302-nucleotide messenger RNA. Its product is annotated as trypsin-1. Gene Ontology annotation, biological process: proteolysis. The record is from RefSeq and is a predicted model, not a curated record. Gene Ontology annotation, molecular function: serine-type endopeptidase activity. The coding region runs from base 53 to 814 and encodes 253 amino acids. The transcript has 2 exons. Lineage: Eukaryota; Metazoa; Arthropoda; Insecta; Diptera; Drosophilidae.
UAAAAGCCGCACAUUCCUACUGUAUUACGAUCCUUUCACCGUCUAACUGCAAAUGAUGUACAAGUUCAUGUGGAUAAUAAACGUCUUAUUUUUUUCCUUUUGUCUAUGUCUGGAGAAUCGACCAGAUCCACGUAUCGUCGGCGGAUUUCCAGCUGAUAUUGCCAACAUCCCCUACAUAGUAUCCAUACAAUUGUUUGGUAUCCACCACUGUGGUGGCUCAAUAAUUAACAACCAUACAAUCCUAACGGCUGCCCAUUGCCUCGCGGGAGUUUCGCCUCGUCUGCUGAAAGUCAAGGUGGGUGGAAUUUCUCGAUAUCGCAAAGAUGGGGAAAUAUUCUCGGUUGCCGAUCUACACACCCAUGAAAAGUACAAUGCCAAGACCAUGGACUAUGAUAUUGGAGUACUACGUCUAACCAAAAACCUGACUUUGUCCAAUAAGGUACGAGUUAUUCCCAUAAACCCUAAUAGAGUAGCCGAUGGUACUUAUGCCACUAUUGCCGGAUGGGGGUUCAAGUCCAUGAAUGGUCCCCCAUCGGAUAGUCUAAGAUAUGCCCGAGUUCCAAUUGUAAAUCAGACUGCCUGCAGAAAGUUUUUGGGUAAAGGUGUGACAGAUAGGAUGCUCUGUGCAGGAUAUCUUCGUGGAGGUACGGAUUCCUGUCAAAUGGACUCGGGAGGACCUUUGUCAGUAAGAGAACAACUGGUAGGCAUUGUUUCCUGGGGAGUUGGCUGCGCCUUGGCCGAUAAACCGGGAGUUUAUUCGAGACUUGAUGCAUUGUACCCAUGGUUAAACAAGCUCCUAAACAAACUAAACUAGUAAAAAAAACUUGAGUUUUACACACAACGCACAUCCGCAGUCAAAAUACCUUCAAGAAUAUGCUUUCACCUUUAUAGUGAGUUAAUUUAAUAGGGAUCGUUAAAACAUCAAAAUGAAUACUAUGGGAGUCUUAACAUGGCAGCUACAGUCGAUUAGAAAUCGCGGAAAAACAGGUGACUCUAAGUCCAUAACUUUUUUCAUUUUGAUCCGAUUUAGACGGGCAUAUCCCUAAUCGCUUGUAAUUAAAAUCCACAAACAACUGCAUCGUUAGUUAAAUUUUUAUUUUUUGGCCUACUUUUUUCAGUUUUUAUGAUGUUAUCAAAUUUCAGGACUUCUAAGUCCAUGACUUUUUUAAUGUUGAUCCGAUUAAGAAGGCAUACCUCUAAAAUUUUGUAAUUUAAUUCCACAAACUUAAAAAAAUGUAAUUCUUUUUGUGCAAUAAGUGUUUUUACUUAUAUUUUUAAAAUGCAACUAACUUCUAUAAUGGA